Messenger RNA from Racocetra fulgida, 224 nucleotides. Lineage: Eukaryota; Fungi; Glomeromycota; Glomeromycetes; Diversisporales; Gigasporaceae. The record is from the annotation of a GenBank genome assembly.
AAUAUUAUAAAAAAGGAAUUUUUUCAAAUAUUAAAUCAUUUUUAAAAAGAUUAGAAAAAACUAGAAAUGAUGAAUUAACUAAAGAUGAUUUGGAAGAAAAAAAUUUAGAAGAAGAAAUAGAUAAUGAUUAUAGUUAUAAUAAUAAUAGUGAUAAUGAUAGUAAUAAUGAUGAAAAUAAUAUUAAUAAUAAUAACCAUAAUAAUAAUAUAGAUAAAAAUCUUUAA